AUGCCCACAUGUAAUGCGACUUCAUCAACAACGCUUGCAUUUUCCACGUUCGCAUACGCAGCUCCAGAAUCUGUUCCGCCACUAAACACCUCUGAAUGUAUCAAAAGUCAUCGAAUUCUACCUGAUGUCGCCGCCGCACGCUUAUACGAUACCUGGAAAACACUGAUACCCACACUCGUUGAUGUUCAACUCGGGUAUACUCAGAGGACCGUCGGCAAGAUUCUCGAGCGGCCUUCAACGGUCUUGUCUGCAUGUCGCUCCCAGAAAUGUGCACAAAGGCGCACGACCUUGAUUGGACUAUUUUUCGAUACUCAAGUCCUGAUUCUGAACGGUUUGUUCCCCACUUCACCCUCCCAGCCACGUCUGGCAGUCUCUACAGACUUACUCGCGUUUUAUCGCGCGCUUUUCGAGCGCUCCUGUGACGCUGUAAAUGCGCUCGCAUCCGCCCUUCACACGCAUUACGUCCGUAGAGGUUUUCAUAUGACCAAUGGCAAAGGUGAAUUUAUUCAAGAACCCUUCCGGCGAAGUCUUGGUCAAGCCAUACUUUGGUUUGACGUCUUACAGGUCGAGCUCGAAUCCCAGCUCGAACGCGCUGUUCAAGCAAGCCGAGACCUGGUAGAGGCCUCUCGAAAUCCUCCGGAGCACCCCGCACCAUUUAUUCCCACUGCAGACGUGGUUCCACGUGAGCGCUGCGCCACAAUCCUUCUUCAACGCUGUCCUGCUUGUUUUGGAGGGGUCUCAUUUGGAAGGAAGCUGGAAGAAGGUGGCGAUAUCCACGUAGCUACUGAUGGGAACUUCCAUCAUCGACAUCGGCGUUCAGCAGGCGACUCACCUCACUUUUACGAUCCCACUUACUUCUUACCUAAAGCCCAGGUUGACGACAUUGGGCGUCAUAUUAAUCGGAGUCGCAAGUCCACACCAAAGCUGCAUGCACCGCUUGUACCCCAUGAGGCCAUCGACUUAUGCGAAAAUUCAUACGAGGCCGCUGACGGAAUGAAACAAAAAGCGGCCAUGGACAGCUUCGACGACACAGGAAUAAUGGCUUUGAUAUGUCGCCAUGACAUUCCCCUCUUCUUUGCAAACAUCGACACUCCAGGCGAACAGCAAAAAUAUGCCGUCGCCCUUAUUGAUCACCUUUUUACUUUAUUACCUCGAAGCGCAACGGUUGUCACUCUGUAUGACGUGGGGUGUGUUCUCUCACGAUCAUUGAGUCAGUACAACAUACUUCCCGAAGCUGUAACGAAGCGCCUGCGAUUCGCAACCACGGCCAUGCAUGCCUACGGGCAUGAAUGGUCGUGCCAACUCGUUUACAACCCACGAAUAUGCGAAGGCCUUGGCCUUUCAGACGGAGAAGGCACUGAGAGGCUAUGGUCCAGGUUUAUCCGCUUGAUAGGUAUCCAGCGCUCUUCAUCAAGACAGCGUCGGUUAUGGCUUCUUGACCGACAGGCUGCCGCUAUUGGUCUUGAGAUGCGUGCUGACCUUGGAGAUUGGAUCCGGCGUCGACUUAAACGAGGGAUUGACGAACAAGGGACAGCUGCACAGACCACACUGGAUGAGUGUGAUGCAACAGUUGAAGAUCUGCGACAUCAAUGGGCUCUGCAGCGACAGUCACAAUUAUCCAUUCGCGCUCACGCCCCUGCUCGGCUCAAAAAAGAGCUGGAAACUGUGUUUGCCCUACAGGGUGACCUCGAUGCAUCUGAGAAGGCACUUCAAGCAACGAGCGAUGUGAUUUCAAAGGGAAAUGUAUCCCGAUGCACACUUGACGCGAUUGAGAGCCUGGAACGAAGUCACCAACGCCUCAUGGACAAGGUUGACGUCUUAUAUGCUUCCCUCAACAUUCACGACAAAUUCCCUGAGCUGGAAGGGAUCAACAUCGAAUUCGUUCGCACACUUCUCUUGGCACGGGACCUGAAGAUCAACAUCCGGAAGUGUGCAAUUGGGAGCUUCUUCGAGUGGGACAAACUCGAUCGUGCUGUCGGCGGCACACAACAAGCAUUAGGGACCAAACUUCACCAGCAGACCCGAAAGGCCAUCUCAAAGCGACAACCAGCCUUGCUGGCUGCACUACGUAAAUUCAAUGGAUACUGCGAGCGCCUUGAAGAACUGUAUGAACCAGGUUGUGGUAUUCCUCUCCCGACACCUCUCCCUACCAAGCUGAAUGAACUCCGCAACGAUCAAACAUUGAUGGAGGACAUUUGGAUUACGCCUUCGGCGGGUGAGGUUCCUAGUUGGCUAGAUGAUCAGGAUGUCCGUGAUGGGAUACGCGCGAUGUUAAAGCGUGACAGAUGCAUUGAGGAACAGUGGUUUGGCGAUGAACUGGCUGCAAUAGAACUUGCUCUGCAGUUGCCUGAGAGUAUGUACUAUUGUCGAUAUCCAUCUUUAAUACAUGCACUAAUUACUUCACAGAUAUCAGAUUUUCUAUCUUACUACGCCAGCGGCGGGGACAUCUCCAACAUCUUCAAAUUCGUUGCGAUGCGGAUCUCGGGCACCUCCCAAGAAACUGCGCUUCGCUGGAUUCCUCAAACAUUGAUAUCAUGCGCCACUCUCCUGGAGGAGGAGGAAGUGGAAGUGGAAGUGGAAGUGGAGGAGGAGGGCAAAGAGGAUCCAGAGGUUAUCGCUACAUCAUUCAAUCAUCCUCCACCCGAACACUUUGCCCUUGGUGACGUCAUGAACAUUGACACUCCUGACAGCGAAGGUGAAGAGGAUAUCGAUAUCCCAACUGAGCCUUGUGCUCUCAUCACCUGGCAUACUCCCGAGCGAGUUGUUGUUGACCCAGUACCACCAAUGAAUGACACUACUGUCGUUGUCCCUGGGAUCAUCAGAACCAGGGUGCGUCCCGCCCGUGAUGCAUUCCCACAGCAAGUUUUUGAACCAAAGGACAUCGGGAUCCUCGCAUCGCCCACUGCACUGCUGAACGAUACCCUCAUCAACGGUUGUGCAGCGUUGCUUUAUUCUGAGUCUCUACAAGUUUCUCCCGCUGUCGAACAGUAUGCGAUUUUGUCCACUCACGACCUCCCCUGCAUUCGGUACAAUGCGUCAGACGACAGGCUUUGGCGCAACAUAUCAUGGACGGGUUAUUGGGCCAAGGACGUGUGGAUCAUACCGAUUCAUAGACCCUCGAUUGUCGGUCAUUGGGUGCUGUGCAUUGUGCACCUCCAGAGCAAGGAGAUUCACCUAUUUGAUAGCUUUGCCGAGCAACGACCUUGGAAGAGCGAUGUCAAAGAUAUUAUGAAAUUGAUCGUUCGACUUUUCAACAUCGCUCGGCAACAUGAUCGUGCGUUCAGAGUCAACAUCGACUUUGACGGUUGGAUUGCACGUCCGCUAAUAACCAAUGGCUAUGACUGCGGCGUGUGGGUGCUUGCGAUGAUUGCAGCAACAUUGCGUGGAUGCCACUCUACGGCUUUGAAGGAAGAUAAUAUGCCUGCAUUUUGUCACUACCUUCGUACACUUGUAUUAUCAAUCCCUGCAUUCUGA
This is a messenger RNA of Suillus bovinus, 3474 nucleotides long. RefSeq lists its product as uncharacterized. The coding region runs from base 1 to 3474 and encodes 1157 amino acids. The record is from RefSeq and is a predicted model, not a curated record. Gene Ontology annotation, biological process: proteolysis. Gene Ontology annotation, molecular function: cysteine-type peptidase activity. The transcript has 13 exons. NCBI's taxonomy places the organism in Eukaryota, Fungi, Basidiomycota, Agaricomycetes, Boletales, Suillaceae.